GUUUGCCUUGCUCAUGUGCAUUGCCAUUCCGCAAUGCUCAAACAAAUGCCCUCCUUCGUCGCGUCGCUCGCCCAUUCACGUUUUCCUCGUCUCGCCGCUGCGAUCUUGACUCUGCUUUAAGAAAUCUCCCGCGGCCAGCGGCGCUUCAAGCUUCUCGCGCUGAUUUCAUCGUCCAAUCCAAGCAGGGGGCCGAGAAGCACGAAGACGAGGAAGAAGGAGGGUACUUCUUCAUCUAGCGCAGCUUGGCUUCGAUUCGGCGACGGCCACCAUGGCCUCCAGCUCGAUCAAGCAGCAGGAAGGCAGCAGCCGGGCAAAUGGGAGCGAGAUGGGAGCGAUGAGCACCAGGAGCCUGGGAGGAUUGAGCCCGCUCAGCGUCCAUCUAUGGAAGGACAAGGCCGGGCCGGACAUGGAGGACAUCUCGGCUCGACUUACGUGGAAGGACUUAGCGGUGACGGCCACGGCGCGCGGUGAGACCAAGCGUUUGCUGGAGCCCAUGACGGGUUACUCGGAGCCGGGAUACAUCACCGCGAUCAUGGGGCCGUCUGGAUCCGGCAAAUCGACGCUGCUGGAUGCUCUCGCCGGGAGGCUGGCGAAGAACACCACUCAGACGGGUCAGAUCUUGCUCAAUGGACGGAAGAAGCAGCUCUCCUACGGCAUUGUGGCCUAUGUGACUCAAGAGGAUACUUUGAUUGGAACGCUGACAGUGCGCGAGACGAUAACGUACUCGGCCAACUUGCGGCUCCCGGAUGCGCUAAACAAGGCCGAGAGGCUGGCCAUUGUGGAGUGCACGAUUGUGGAGAUGGGGUUGCAGGACUGCGCUGAUACUCCGGUGGGGAACUGGCAUAUGAGAGGAUUGAGCGGUGGCGAGAAGCGGCGGCUUAGCAUUGGACUGGAGAUUCUCACAAGGCCGAGGCUCUUGUUCUUGGACGAACCAACGAGUGGUCUCGACAGUGCCUCGGCGUUUUUCGUGAUGCAAACGCUACGGAACCUCGCGAGAGACGGGCGUACGGUCGUGGCUUCCAUUCAUCAGCCGAGCAGCCAAGUUUUCGAGCUCUUUGACAACUUGGUCCUUCUUUCGCAUGGAAAGACUAUCUAUUUCGGUGAAGCUGCUCUUGCUCAAGAGUUCUUUGCUUCUGCUGGAUUUCCAUGCCCUCCACACCGGAACCCGUCAGAUCACUACCUCCGAGCGAUAAAUUCCGACUUUGACAGAGUCAAGGCGACACUCAAAGGCUCCUUCAAGUUUAGAGACUUUGAGUCGGGCGAUCCUCUGGAUCACGUCUCCACGAGUCAGAUCAUUAAAGUUCUCACAGAGCACUACCAAUCGUCUGCGCAGGCAAUGCAGACAGCUGCCAAAGUUCACGAGAUCAAUCAGACCAAAGGUGCUGUUCUCGAGUCCGAGGGCAGUCAGGCAAGCUUUUACAUGCAAGCCUUGACACUCACACGAAGAUCUUUCGUGAAUAUGUCGAGAGAUAUCGGCUAUUACUGGCUCCGUGUGGCAAUCUACAUCAUGCUCAGCAUCGGAAUUGGAACUUUGUAUUAUAGAAUUGGCACCGGCUACAACGCGAUCCUGGGAAGAGCAGCAUGCAUGUCCUACGUUGGUGGCUUCCUCGUUUUCAUGUCGAUUGGAGGCUUUCCAUCGUUUGUGGAAGACAUGAAAGUUUUCAGCAGGGAGAGAUUGAAUGGACACUACGGCGUGGUUGCCUUCGUGAUUGGCAACACGCUCUCGUCACUUCCAUUCUUGUUUCUCAUCUCUCUCAUCUCGGAGCUCAUCGUCUACAACAUGGUCCAGCUCCAUCCUGGGAUCACACAUCAAAUCUACUUCGUUCUCAAUCUCUUUGCGUGCGUUGCUGCUGUGGAGAGCUUGAUGAUGGCUGUCGCCAGCCUCGUUCCAAAUUUUCUCAUGGGGAUCAUCACUGGAGCCGGAAUCCAGGGCAUUUUCCUGCUUGUCGCUGGCUUCUUCAGACUUCCAAACGAUCUUCCAAAAGCUUAUUGGAAGUAUCCAAUGUCGUACAUUGGCUUUCACAUGUACGCUCUACAGGGAACUUACGAGAACGAUUUCCUUGGCUUGGAAUUCGACAACAAGUUUCCAGGACUUCCAAAGAUCCCGGGCAAGUUCAUCCUCACGGACGUGUACCAGAUCACAGUGGCGAGAUCAAAGUGGUGGAACUUGGGAGUGAUCUUUCUCAUGAUCAUCGUCUACCGGGUCAUCUUUUUCAUCACGAUCAAGUACGUAGAGAACGUCCAGCCGUGGGUCAGUGCGAUGAUGGCCAAGCACAGUGCCAAGCUGCGACGCAAGAAGAAAUCAACAACACUUCCCAGCACCGUCAGGCCAGUUCUUCAGUCUCCAUCACCCGGCCAUCCCAACUUGACAAGGAAAUAGAAAAGGGAUCGACAAAUGUUCCAUGUACAAUGCAAGAAAUCACAAAGAACAAGCUUGCGGCUCUAUCUGUUCAGCCUGUAAAAGCUACAGAACUGAACGCUGUAUGACUAAGAUGAUUUUGGUGUCAAUCGUUACUUCCAGAAUAAUCUCUAUUU
This is a messenger RNA of Selaginella moellendorffii, 2535 nucleotides long. RefSeq names its product ABC transporter G family member 11. NCBI's taxonomy places the organism in Eukaryota, Viridiplantae, Streptophyta, Lycopodiopsida, Selaginellales, Selaginellaceae. Gene Ontology annotation, molecular function: ATP binding; ATP hydrolysis activity; ABC-type transporter activity. Bases 269 to 2380 code for a protein of 703 amino acids. The transcript is spliced from 11 exons. The record is from RefSeq and is a predicted model, not a curated record. Gene Ontology annotation, cellular component: membrane.